AUGGAAAGCAAUACAAAUGAAAGUAAUGAAGAAAAUGGGGAUACAUUAAAUGGUCCAAUGGAAAAGAUUGAGAAUAGAAAUAAUGAUUAUGCUUUAAAUGAAAAUAGUGAAGAAAAAAAAAAAAAAAAAAAAAGUGAAAAGCUAUAUAAAUCUAUUGAAUUACAUUAUUUAGUAAAUGCAUUACCAUACAUUGAUUCGUAUGAUAAUGAAUUGGAACAAAAUGCUAAAAAGCUAAUUGAAGAAGAAAUGAAUAUAAUGAAAGAAACAAAUCAAGUAAAAGAAUAUUUAGAAAAUUUUCCGAUUCCUGAUUUAUUAUAUUUAAAUAAUAAAAAUUCAAUUAUACAGAAUGAAUUAAAACGAUGUGAACAAAAUAAUAAAAUGAGCUUACUUAAUUUUGAUCAUUAUGAUAUUGAAAAUAAUUCAACAAGUAAUAUAAAUAAUAAUAAUACUGUUAAUCAAGCUAAAAAAACGUUUGAAAAUCAUCAGCUAGUUUUAGAAAAUUUACAUAAUGCUUUAAUUAAUAUAGAACUUAUGAAUAAAUACAAAGAAGUCAUAUGGAGUGAGCAUAUGAAAACAUUUACUCAAGUUGAUAUUAAUUUACAAAAUUCAAUUAAAUUAUUAAAAGAAAAUAUUGAUAAUAUAAAUAAAAAAAGAAAACUACACCACUUAAGUUAUGUUAACGAUUUAACAACUUUACAAAAUGAACGAAAAGAUUUCAAAAGAAAAAAUUCGCUAGUUCUCAAAGAAAUUAAAAAAUUAAUAUCAGAAAAUAUGUUAAUGAAAUACAAGCAAAAUAUAAUUUAG
Messenger RNA from Plasmodium yoelii, 804 nucleotides. RefSeq lists its product as uncharacterized. The transcript has a single exon. The coding region runs from base 1 to 804 and encodes 267 amino acids. Gene Ontology annotation, biological process: mRNA processing. Lineage: Eukaryota; Apicomplexa; Aconoidasida; Haemosporida; Plasmodiidae. The record is from RefSeq and is a predicted model, not a curated record. Gene Ontology annotation, cellular component: catalytic step 2 spliceosome; Prp19 complex; precatalytic spliceosome.